Molecule: messenger RNA, 486 nt
Organism: Symbiodinium necroappetens
Lineage: Eukaryota; Dinophyceae; Suessiales; Symbiodiniaceae
Source: the annotation of a GenBank genome assembly
GAGCCACUACAACCGGCGUUUUCUGCGCGGAUCUGGUUCUUUGGCCUGGGCGUCCUCCUGAAUGUUCUGUUAAGCGGCGCGUUGAUCCUGGGAUGCACACCCUUCCAGGAUGCCUUAGUGCGGCGGUACGGCUACUCCACCGCUGAUGCGACCACCAUUUGGGGCAACGGCUUUCAGAUCCUGGUCAUGGGCACCGCUCUGACGUCUCCCAUGCUGGACGUGAUCGGGCCGAGGUGGUUUGCAGCCAUCGGCUUAAGCUCUGAGUGUGUCGGCCUGGGAGUCCUGGCGCAUACGGCCUCCUACGACCAUGCAGUCCUGAUUCUCUCUUUCGCCUAUGGCCUCGUGGGCCUAGGAGGAAAUAUGCUGAUGCUGUCCAGUAUGCCCUUCUGCCAGCUUUUUCGGCGCAGUAGCACCGCAGCCUCCAUUAUGAUGGGCGCCUACCAGGCUGCUGGCUUCGUGUUCAUGUUGCUUACUCUGGAGGCCUUU